Messenger RNA from Pyrenophora tritici-repentis Pt-1C-BFP, 1540 nucleotides. RefSeq names its product glycosyl hydrolase. NCBI's taxonomy places the organism in Eukaryota, Fungi, Ascomycota, Dothideomycetes, Pleosporales, Pleosporaceae. Gene Ontology annotation, molecular function: mannan endo-1,6-alpha-mannosidase activity. The record is from RefSeq and is a predicted model, not a curated record. Gene Ontology annotation, biological process: fungal-type cell wall biogenesis; carbohydrate catabolic process.
AUGAGGUUCACAUCGGCCCUAGGCGCCAUCGGCGCCUCGAGUCUACUGCUCUCCGGCGUGGGCGCAGUUGAACUAGACAUUAACUCGCCAGAAUCAAUUAAAAAGGCCGCCAAGGACAUCUCUAUAAACCUCCGACAGUACUAUACCGGAGACCGACCAGGCGACACUCCUGGUAACCUUCCGGACCCAUACUACUGGUGGGAAUGCGGUGCCAUGUUCAAUGCCUUUAUCGAUUACUGGUACUACACCGGCGACGACACCUACAACGGCAUCACCACGCAAGCCCUAGAGGCCCAAAUCGGAGACUACAAUGCUUUCAUGCCUGCGAAUCAGACCAAGACGCUCGGAAACGAUGACCAAGCCUUCUGGGGAAUGGCCGCCAUGACAGCUGCCGAGAACAAGCUGCCCGAUCUUCCGGAUGGAAAACCUUCAUGGCUCUCACUCGCCCAGGCCGUCUUCAACACGCAACAAAACCGCUGGGACAUGUCUACGUGCGGUGGGGGCUUGAGGUGGCAAAUCUUCUCUUUCAACAACGGUUAUAACUACAAGAACGCCAUUUCCAACGGCUGCUUCUUCAACAUUGCCGCGCGACUCUACAAGUAUCUCGGAAACGAGACAUACGCCGACUGGGCUGAGAAGGCUUGGAAGUGGGAGCUUUCCGUCGGACUCAUGAGUGCCGACUACCACUUCUACGACGGAACCGACGAUCUCCAGAACUGCACCACCAUCAACCACAUUCAGUGGACCUACAACGCCGGUGUGCACAUGGCCGGUGCUGCUGCCCUGUGGAAUGCCACUGGAAAAGACUACUGGAAGACCAGAGUUCAGGGUCUCAUCGAUGGAUCCAAGGUUUUCUUCAAGGACAAUGUCAUGCAAGAGGUUGCCUGCGAGAACAAUGGCAAGUGUGACGUAGAUCAGCGCUCCUUCAAGGCCUAUCUCGCCCGUUGGAUGGCCUACACUGCCAUCGUCGCCCCCUGGACCCGUCCUCAGAUCGACCCUCUGCUCCAGACAUCCGCCAAAGCCGCUGCCAAGCAGUGCAAUGCAGGUGUGAACCAGACUUCAUGCGGGCUGCGAUGGGUCGACAACGGUGUCAACGACGGUAGCUUUGGUGUGGGUGAACAGAUGGCUGCCAUGGAAGUUAUACAAGGACUGCUCUACCCAACAGUCCCCGGUCCCGCAACCCAACAGUCGGGUGGUAUUUCUAAGAGCAACCCCGACGCUGGUUCUGAUGCCACCGACAAGCCCAUCACAUUCAAUGUUGUCACAACUGGUGACAAAGCCGGUGCUAGUAUUCUGACCUUUUUGGUCUUGGUCUCCAUUCUUGUCGGCGCCUGGUGGAUGGUGUCGUAAAUCCUUCUAUACGCAUCUGAACUUUUUGUAUAUCAGGAAUUUCGCAUACCACCAUGUUCCAGUAUCCGUGCCUCUCUCGGUACUGUACGCUAUUUUUUCAUUUAUUCUAGUUUUCCAUACUUGUGCAUUUUGGUGUUGGGGCGUGCUUAAUCCGGCUGUGUAGCUCUUGGACAUAAUCAGGACCAGAACU